AUGACGGAUUCACUCGACUACGUCAAGAUCUGCGAGAGCUGCCCCGCCGGCGACGGCUGGGGUCCCUCAGUCACAUCAGAGACUACCCUCAACGGCGUGCCCUAUGCGCCCUUCUCCAAGGGAGACAAGCUGGGACGCAUGGCCGACUGGACUGCUGAGGGCAAAGAUAGAGAGCGUGGUGGACGAUCACAAUACAACAGAAACUUCCGAGACCAACAAGUCUAUGGUGCCAGCCACGCUAUCACUUUCAACGCACCUCCCGCCGAGGACGAGUCUACCUUCUCCGUCGUUAGCAACGUCCGAGAUUCGACAAAGUCAAGAUACGGUCGUGGUGCCGUCUUCACUCGUGGCCGUGGUGGCCAGCGUGGAGGUCAGGCCGGCGCCCGAGGUGGACGAACUACCCUUACAAGGGGUGGUGCCGGUGCUGGUGGCCGACAGGGCUACGACCGAGGUGGCCGAAACAACGCUGGUCGUGGCGGUCGUCGCUUCGGCUGGAAGGACUAUGACAAGCCUGCUCGCAACCGUGAUGCCAGCAUCAACGUCAAGGCCGAGUGGAAGUUGCUCGAGGAGAUUGACUUUAACCGCCUGGCUAAGCUGAACCUCGACACCGACGAAGGUGAGGAUAUCGACAACUACGGUUUCCUAUACCACUAUGACCGCUCCUACGACAAGCAGCCUGUCAAGGGUGCUGAGAAGAAGCUCACUCCCAUCGACCGCGCUGCCUACAACGUCACCACCUCAUCCGAUCCCGUCAUCCAGGAGCUUGCUGAGAAGGACGAGGCUACCAUCUUCGCCACCGACAGCAUUCUCUCCAUGCUUAUGUGCUCUCCUCGAUCCGUUUACCCCUGGGAUAUCGUCAUUUCUCGACAGGGCAACAAGAUCUUCCUCGACAAGCGUGAUAACGCCGCUCUUGACAUGGUGACAGUCAACGAGAACGCUGCCGACGCCCCUCUUGAUGCCGCCGACGGCAGCAAGGACACCAUCAACCAGCCCAACGCCCUCGCUGAGGAGGCCACAUACAUCAACCACAACUUCACCAACCAGGUCGUCCUUGAGAACGAGUCCUCCAAGGUCAACAUGGCCCACGGCAACCCCUUCUACAACUCAUCCGAGGAUACCGACCCCCCUGCCAGCAAGGCCUACAAGUACCGACGCUUCGACCUUUCCACCAACGAGGAGGAGCCCGUUCACCUCAUCGUCCGAACAGAAGUUGACGCCGUUCAGAGGAACACCAUCAGCGGCGAAGAUCAGCACAUGAGCAUCCACGCCCUCAACGAGUUCGACAGCAAGGCUCAGGGAAGUGGUGGUGCUCUUGACUGGCGAAGCAAGCUCGUUACUCAACGUGGUGCUGUUGUUGCUACUGAGAUGAAGAACAACAGCUGCAAGCUCGCCCGAUGGACAGUGCAGAGUAUCCUCGCCAGCGCUGACGUGAUGAAGCUUGGUUUCGUUUCUCGUGUGACUCCCCGCUCCAACGACAAGCACGUCGUCUUGGGUGUUAUCGGCUGGAAGCCUCGUGACUUCGCUAACCAGAUGAACUUGUCCCUCAACAACGGUUGGGGUAUCGUCCGUACUAUCGCCGACAUGUGUCUCAGCAACUCCAGCUCGGACGCCAAGUUCGUGCUUGUCAAGGACCCCAACAAGUCUAUCCUCCGAUUGUACGAGGUGCCCGCCGGCAGCUUCGACGAUGACGAUGAGGAGGAGGUUGAGGAGCCCCAAGGUGAGGAGGAGCAAUAA
Molecule: messenger RNA, 1734 nt
Organism: Fusarium coffeatum
Lineage: Eukaryota; Fungi; Ascomycota; Sordariomycetes; Hypocreales; Nectriaceae
Exons: 3
Coding region: 1-1734 (577 amino acids)
Biological process (GO): translational initiation
Cellular component (GO): eukaryotic translation initiation factor 3 complex; cytoplasm
Molecular function (GO): translation initiation factor activity
Source: RefSeq, a predicted model, not a curated record